Messenger RNA from Larimichthys crocea (large yellow croaker), 1984 nucleotides. RefSeq names its product C-X-C chemokine receptor type 4. Gene Ontology annotation, biological process: calcium-mediated signaling; positive regulation of cytosolic calcium ion concentration; neurogenesis. The transcript has 5 exons. Gene Ontology annotation, cellular component: membrane; external side of plasma membrane. The coding region runs from base 637 to 1746 and encodes 369 amino acids. Lineage: Eukaryota; Metazoa; Chordata; Actinopteri; Sciaenidae. The record is from RefSeq and is a predicted model, not a curated record. Gene Ontology annotation, molecular function: C-C chemokine binding; C-C chemokine receptor activity.
GAAACAAAAAGGUCCAUUAAGACCAUCAGAUAAGCCAGGAACCGGCCCCUUCGCGUCAGUCAGUGUUCCACAUCUGAGGAGUGUUAUUUUUCGAGAUGUUUGUGCUGAUACCAGUGAAUGUAGAGGAAGGGUGUCGAAAAGAGAAAGAAAGGAGGGGAUGAGGUUCAGUCUUGAAGAAUACCACGUUCCUUAUCCUCCCCCCUUAUCUGUGUCACCCCCUCAUGCAUGUUCAUGCAUCAUAUAAGACAGUGACGCAAACCCAAGUACUGUAUGAAGCUCCUGCUGCUGCUUGUCCUGAUUUGACAGAGCGUGGAGGUUGGAGAGAUACCGUCUCUUUCACACACUUUACACAUUGUCUGUUUCUUUCCUAUUGCCAAUAGAUCCAGAUUAUCACAAACCAGAGGUCUCAGGGCCAGAAACAAUUCAAACAGUGCACACACACACACACACUCACACAACAGAGUAUCCUGUGAUAGAACCACUAUCAGCACCUGACACCUCGAAAACAGGAAAAACGUUUCAGCAGGAACACAGAUGUGUAGGAUUGUUGGGAGGAGGAGCAUAAACACGACUAUAUAACCCAUGCAGACAGAAAUCUCAACUUCACUCUGCUGAGGAAGGAGUGGAACUCCCAUCAUGUCAUACUAUGAGCACAUCGUCUUGGAUUACGACUACAAUGACACAGGCUCUGGUUCUGGUUCUGGUUCUGGAGACCUCGGGGUGGAACUCGAGGAGCCCUGUGAGGUGGAGCACAUAAUGACUACUGACCUGCAGCAGGUGUUCUUGCCUGUGGUCUACGCGCUCAUCUUCACCCUGGGCAUCACCGGAAACGGCCUGGUCGUCAUAGUGCUGGGCUGCCAACGCAGAUCAAAGUGCAGCCUCACAGACCGGUAUCGCCUCCACCUCUCAGCUGCAGAUCUCCUCUUUGUUCUGGCACUGCCAUUCUGGGCCGUGGAUGCAGCCAUGGCUGACUGGCGCUUCGGAGCAGUCACCUGCGUUGGUGUGCACGCUAUCUACACGGUCAACCUGUACGGCAGUGUGCUCAUCCUGGCGUUCAUCAGCUUGGACCGCUACCUGGCAGUAGUCCGAGCCACGGACACCAACACUGGUGGGCUGAGGCAGCUGCUGGCACACAGACUGGUUUAUGUGGGUGCCUGGUUGCCUGCUGCCCUCUUGGCAGUGCCUGACUUGAUAUUUGCUCGGACUCAAGAAGGAGGAGAAGGGGCCACCCUUUGCCAGCGAUUCUACCCAGCAGACAACGCUCCUCUUUGGGUUGCAGUCUUCCACUUGCAGCUGGUCCUGGUGGGUCUGGUGAUUCCAGGCCUUGUCCUCCUGGUGUGCUACUGCGUCAUUGUCACCAGGCUGACCCGAGGCCCCCUGGGGGGCCAGAGGCAGAAGCGUCGAGCGGUCAGGACCACCAUCGCAUUGGUUCUCUGCUUCUUCGUGUGCUGGCUGCCCUAUGGAGCAGGCAUCUCUGUGGACUCCAUGCUGCGCCUGGAGGUCCUGCCCCGCAGCUGUCGCCUGGAGGCCAUCCUGAGUGUGUGGCUAGCGGUGGCUGAGCCCAUGGCAUUUGCACACUGCUGCCUAAAUCCACUGCUGUACGCCUUUCUGGGGGCUGGGUUCAAGAGUUCGGCCCGCAGGGCCCUCACACUGAGCCGAGCCUCUAGUUUGAAGAUCCUACCACGAAGACGCCCCGGGGCCUCCACGACCACAGAGUCUGAGUCUUCCAGUUUACAUUCCAGCUAGUGUUUGCUUGUGCUGUAUCUAUGUGUAUACAUUGUGUGUAUAUAUAUGUAUAUAUGUAUAUAUAUGUGUGUGUGUGUGUGUGUGUGUGUGUGUGUGUAAGAGAGAGAGAAAGUGAGAAGCAGUCUGCUGGUCCAUGACUUGUCUUCUCCCUCACUGUGGGGUUCACUGUUAUUAGAUUUGUUUUGUGCUGCAGUACUUGUUAUAUACUGUGUUUGUAAUAAACUAAACAAAAUACCAA